AUGGAUUAUUCUCCCCCCUUUGUUAGGGAAAAUCUGAUUGAAGAACUUGUUAAGGGUCGUGGAUUUGCUGCUCAGCUUCAACUUGUCCUCCAUCAACAACUCACUGGAUCAUCUGGUCAUGUGUCAGCCACGGAGGAGGAUUUGGUGACCAAGAUAUUGAGAUCCUUCACAGAAGCUCUUUCAAUACUGAGUUAUAGUGAGUCCGGCAAGGUUCCUGCGACUUCGCCGGCGCCGCCUUGUCGGGAUCAAAAUCGAAAGCGAUCUAAGAGAAGAAACGUACAAGAGUCAUGGACGAGGAUUACGGCUGUGCCUAUUGAAGACGGUUAUGCUUGGCGAAAAUAUGGACAGAAAGAGAUCCUCAAUGCCAAACAUCUAAGGUGCUACUUUAGGUGCAGCUAUAGAUUUGAUCAAGGUUGUCAAGCAACAAAACAAGUUCAAAGAACAGAAGAUGAACCACUAACAUUCUGGACCAAAUACACAGGCCACCACACUUGCCAAGAUAUCCUUAAAGCCUCAUUGGGAAUGGAUUCUACAGCUGAAGAAGGUGUUCUACUCAGUUUUAAUUCAAACACCACAAUCAAACAAGAGCCUCAUUUCUUCUCAUCUUUCCCUUCAAGCAAGGAAGAACACAAGAAACCAUUAUUCCCUCAAUAGAACAACAAGAAUA
Messenger RNA from Telopea speciosissima, 667 nucleotides. RefSeq names its product WRKY DNA-binding transcription factor 70-like. Gene Ontology annotation, biological process: regulation of DNA-templated transcription. The transcript is spliced from 3 exons. Gene Ontology annotation, molecular function: sequence-specific DNA binding; DNA-binding transcription factor activity. Lineage: Eukaryota; Viridiplantae; Streptophyta; Magnoliopsida; Proteales; Proteaceae. Bases 1 to 654 code for a protein of 217 amino acids. The record is from RefSeq and is a predicted model, not a curated record.